Acanthosepion pharaonis is the source of this 2832-nucleotide messenger RNA. The record is from the annotation of a GenBank genome assembly. Lineage: Eukaryota; Metazoa; Mollusca; Cephalopoda; Sepiida; Sepiidae.
AUGUUUAAGAGAAACAACUUACAAAGGACAAAAUUACAAAGGAUUUGUUUUGUCUUCAUUUUUGUUCUACUCCUGCUCCUCUUCUUCUUUUGUUCUCCUCCUCUUCUCUUUCUUCCUUUAUUCUCCUCCUCUUCCCUUUCGUCCUUUAUUCUCCUCCUCUCCUCUUUCUUCCUUUAUUCUCCUCCUCUUCCCUUUUGUCCUUUAUUCUCCUCCACUUCUCUUUCUUCCUUUAUUCUCCUCCUCUUCUCUUUCUUCCUUUAUCCUCUUCCUCUUCUCUUUCUUCCUUUAUUCUCCUCCUCUCCUCUUUCUUCCUUUAUUCUCCUCCUCUUCUCUUUCUUCCUUUAUUCUCCUCCUCUCCUCUUUCUUCCUUUAUUCUCCUCCUCUUCCCUUUCUUCCUUUAUUCUCCUCCUCUUCCCUUUCGUCCUUUAUUCUCCUCCUCUUCUCUUUCUUCCUUUAUUCUCCUCCUCUUCUCUUUCUUCCUUUAUUCUCCUCCUCUUCCCUUUUGUCCUUUAUUCUCCUCCUCUUCUCUUUCUUCCUUUAUUCUCCUCCUCUCCUCUUUCUUCCUUUAUUCUCCUCCUCUUCCUUUUGUCCUUUAUUCUCCUCCCCUCCUCCUUCCUUUAUUCUCCUUUCCCUUUUGUCCUUUAUUCUCCUCCCUCCCCUCUUUCUUCCUUUAUUCUCCUCCUCUCCUCUUUCUUCCUUCCUCUUGCCUUUUGUCCUUUAUUCUCCUCCUCUUCUCUUUCUUCCUUUAUUCUCCUCCUCCCUCUUCCUUCCCUUUCUUCCUUUGUCCUUUAUUCCUCCUCCUCUCCUUUUCUUCCUUUAUUCUCCUCCUCUUCUUUUUGUCCUUUAUUCUCCUCCUCUUCUCUUUUCUUCCUUUAUUCUCCUCCUCUUCUCUUUCUUCCUUUAUUCUCCUCCUCUUCUCUUUCUUCCUUUAUUCUCCUCCUCUCCUUUCUUCCUUUAUUCUCUCCUCCUCUUCCCUUUCGUCCUUUUCUCCUCCCUCCCUCUUCCUUUUUCUCCUCCCUUUCUUUUCUUCCUUUAUUCUCCUCUCCUCUUUCUUCCUUUAUUCUCCUCCUCUUUCUUUCUUCCUUUAUUCUCCUCCUCUUCUCUUUCUUCCUUUAUUCUCCUCCCCUUCUCUUCGUCCUUUUAUUCUCCUCCUCUUCUCUUUUCUUCCUUUAUUCUCCUCCUCUUCCCUUUUCGUCCUUUAUUCACCUCCUCUCCUCUUUCUUCCUUUAUUCUCCUCCCUCUUUCUUUCCUUUAUUCUUCCUCCUUUCUUUCUUUUAUUCUCCUCCCUCCUCUUUCUUCCUUUAUUCUCCUCCUUCUCUUUCGUCCUUUAUUCUCCUCCUCUUCUCUUUCUUCCUUUAUUCUCCUCCUCUUCUCUUUCUUCCUUUAUUCUCCUCCUCUCCUCUUUCUUCCUUUAUUCUCCUCCUCUUCUCUUUCUUCCUUUAUUCUCCUCCUCUUCUCUUUCGUCCUUUAUUCUCCUCCUCUUCUCUUUCUUCCUUUAUUCUCCUCCUCUUCUCUUUCUUCCUUUAUUCCUCCUCCUCUUUCGUCCUUUAUUCUCCUCCUCUUCCCUUUCUUCCUUUAUUCUCCUCCUCUUCUUUCUUCCUUUAUUCUCCUCCUCUUCUCUUUCUUCCUUUUAUUCUCCUCCUCUUCUCUUUCGUCCUUUAUUCUCCUCCUCUUCUCUUUCUUCCUUUAUUCUCUCCUCUCCUCUUUCUUCCCUUUCUUCCUUUAUUUCCUCCUCUCCUCUUUCUUCCUUUAUUCUCCUCCUCCUCUUUCUUCCUUUUUCUCCUCCUUUAUUCUUUCCUCCUUUAUUCUCCUCCUUCUUUCUUCCUUUAUUCUCCUCCUCUUCUCUUUCUUCCUUUAUUCUCCUCCUCCUUUCUUCCUUUAUUCUCCUUUCUUUCUUCCUUUAUUCUCCUCCUCUUCCCUUUCGUCCUUUAUUCUCCUCCCUCUUCCCUUUCUUCCUUUAUUCUCCUCCUCUUCCCUUUCGUCCUUUAUUCUCCUCCUCUCCUUUUCUUCCUUUAUUCUCCUCCCUUCCUUCCUCUCCUCCUCUUUCUUCCUUUAUUCUCCUCCCUCCCUUUUCUUCCUUUUUCUCCUCCUCUUCCCUUCGUCCUUUAUUCUCCUCCUCUUUUUUCUUCCUUUAUUCUCCUCCUCUCCCUUUUUCUUCCUUUAUUCUCCUCCCUUCCUCUUUCGUCCUUUUAUUCUCCUCCUCUUCUCUUUCUUCCUUUAUUCUCCUCCUCUCCUCUUUCUUCCUUUAUUCUCCUCCUCUUCCCUUUCUUCCUUUAUUCUCCUCCUCUCCCUUUUCGUCCUUUAUUCUCCUCCCUCUUCCCUUUCUUCCUUUAUUCCUCCCUUCCCUUUCGUCCUUUAUUCUUCCUCCUCUUUCUUUCUUCCUUUAUCCUCUCCUUUCUUUCUUCCUUUAUUCUCCUCCUCUCCUCUUUCUUCCUUUUAUUCUCUCCCCUCUUCCUUUCGUCCUUCAUUCUCCUCCUCUCCCUCUUUCUUCCUUUAUUCUCCUCCUCUUCCCUUUCUUCCUUUAUUCUCCUCCUCUUCUCUUUCUUCCUUUAUCCUCUUCCUCUUCUCUUUCUUCCUUUAUUCUCCUCCUCUCCUCUUUCUUCCUUUAUUCUCCUCCUCUUCCCUUUCGUCCUUUAUUCUCCUCCUCUCCUCUUUCUUCCUUUAUUCUCCUCCUCUUCUCUUUCUUCCUUUAUUCUCCUCCUCUCCUCUUUCUUCCUUUAUUCUCCUCCUCUUCUCUUUCUUCCUUUAUUCUCAUCCUCUUCUCUUUCGUCCUUUAUUCUCCUCCUUCUCUUUUGUCCUUUAUUCUCCUCCUCCUCUUCUUCAGACAUGUAA